This is a messenger RNA of Trichomycterus rosablanca, 1354 nucleotides long. It is a transcript of the gene sinhcafl, whose product is annotated as SIN3-HDAC complex associated factor, like. Gene Ontology annotation, cellular component: Sin3-type complex. The transcript has 6 exons. The coding region runs from base 70 to 747 and encodes 225 amino acids. Gene Ontology annotation, biological process: negative regulation of cell migration. Lineage: Eukaryota; Metazoa; Chordata; Actinopteri; Siluriformes; Trichomycteridae. The record is from RefSeq and is a predicted model, not a curated record.
GUAGUAGACAUGCGCAUUGCGUAGAAACAGAAAGGACGGAAUUCAAAGUUUCUGACGGUUCAACAAAAAAUGUUUGGAUUUCACAAAUCCAAGAUUUAUCGCAGCCAUGAAGGAUGCUGCAUAUGCAAGACCAAGUCUUCCAGUUCCCGGUUUACAGACAGCAGCAGAUACGAGGAAACUUUCCACCUCUGCUUUGGUUUAUCUGAGGACAGAGUUGGAGAUAUCUGCAAUGCCUGUGUACUGCUUGUAAAGCGAUGGAAAAAGCUACCACAUGGAUCAAAGAAAAACUGGAGUCAUGUGGUGGAUGCAAGAGCAGGACCAGGAUUUAAGUUGACAAAACCCAAAAAAAUCAAAAACAUUGAUGGGAAGAGAAAAAGCAAGCUAAAGAAGCUGCAUAAAUUCAAACGGCAAAAUUCUGAUGCUCACAGCACUACAUCGAGUAUGUCUCCCUCUCAGUCUCCUAGUCACAGUAACCAGUCAGAUGACUGCUCAGAUGUUGAGACUAAGCAGAGGCGUCCAUCCCCACCUGGCUACUCAUUUCUUGACCUCUCCUAUUGGAAAAGGCAGAAAGUGUGCUGUGGGAUUAUCUACAAAGGACGUUUCGGUGAGGUUAUUAUUGAUCCUAGGCUGUUCAAGCCCUGCUGCAGUACCAAAAAGGCACCAGUGUUGACUGCCUCCACAUCAGAUUCUCCAAACACAAGCUCACUGCCCUCACCACUUACACAGGACUUAAAGGAGACUUGGUGAUAUGUUGCAUCUCUUGAGCGUCUCCUCAAGGCUCAUUCGCUUUGUCUCCAGUGGCAGACUCGUAUCAUUCCCAGUUCACUGUAUGAAUGCUGUUUUCAUUACUUUUUUCAUUUUGUACAGAUAUCCUUCUGUGAAUGUUUAUUAUCAUUUUUUUUAGAAAACAGAAAAAGAAAGAAAAAUGUGGGCAUUAGUAAACACUCAUAGAAUCAUAAUUUAGUUAACGGUUAAAAUGUUACCCAGUUUUUGUUUUAUUUUUAUAUAUAUUUUUGACAAUGUAAAAUAUGAAAUUGUGUUUUUGUAGUACUUGUAAAUAAUGUCAGUGCACCAAAAGCCUCCUAGUUUCUUUUGUGUAUAUUGAGUUGUUAUAAAAUGAAAUCUGGCGUUUUGUUUCAAACAUUGCUCGUUGUGUUAAUUAAAUGGUAUGAAUUUUAAAAUCAGUAAUACUGUACUACCAAUCACUGACUGUCCGGUUGUAUUGGUAGAGUAAUAUGAUUUAGAAUAAAGGAUGGCAAGAUUUGAUGUUCACAGCUGGGUAAAUAGUCAGCGUAUGAACGCAGCAAAACUUUUUUUUUUUUGCAUUAAAAACAAGUGAUUGUUUUUUUUUCUU